AUUUUACAUGAAAACCAGCCUUGAUGUAAUAGCUGUCAUACCCGUUUCAUCCUUAUUGGCGAGCAAUUCAAGCCACCAAGUACUGUAGGAGUAACAAUGAUCGACUUGACGCUAUCGAGUGAAGACGAAACACCGCGCAAGCGCCUUCGUGCUGCACCACAGGCUCAACCGCUUGCUGUUGUCAACCUCAAUCAACCUGCGGAUGCCCAGGUAAAACAAGCGACUGCAAAAGCGGCUCCUGCCGCUAGAGCCUACCGAGCAGAGAACGGUGCUGGCGCCUCCACCCAGGUGCCCACCACUCAGCCACAGCAACAGCAGCCACGCAACGCAGCUCCCGCUUCGAACCUCCACGUCUUUAGCGAUAACGACGACGGCAACGAAGAUUGCGGUUACGAUAAAGCCCUGCCCGGUCUAGGAACAACCGGCGCCGGUGCUGAUGAGGACUGGGGCGCCGCUGUAGGGCGCCAUGACGAUGAUCGCGCCGGCCAUUUAGGCGGGCUACGAGACUUAGAUGUCGGGAACGCAGCUCCCCGCAGCGCGUCACGGCGGCGCGACGGCUACGGCAGCGGUGGCGGAGGUGGCGGCUAUGAUGACGACGACCCCGACUGGAACGGCGAGGACUCGGACGAGGAAGAUGGAGGCAGGGGCGGGCGCAAGCGCAGCGGGGCCUCGGGGCGGAAGAAGCAGGUGCCUGCCUCGCAGCAGGCGGUAGCAGCAGCGGCGGGUAGAGGUGCGGGCGGCAGCAGUCCAGGCGGCAGCGAAGAUACGGAUGCGGACGCAGAGGCGGAGGCAGAACCCAAGAAGAGGCGCGGGGGCGGCGGCAAGCGGCUGACGGCGGAGGAGCGGGAGGAGCGGGAGCGCGCCAAGCAGCAGAAGGCGGCGGAGCGGGUGCGGGCACGGGAGGAGAAGGCGGCGCAGAAGGCGGCGGAGAAGGAGCGCAAGGCGGCGGAGAAGG
Molecule: messenger RNA, 955 nt
Organism: Astrephomene gubernaculifera
Lineage: Eukaryota; Viridiplantae; Chlorophyta; Chlorophyceae; Chlamydomonadales; Astrephomenaceae
Source: the annotation of a GenBank genome assembly